CUGCUCUGAAUGUGAUGAUGUUGACUAACCUAGAAUAAUAUUUAUUUAUUUUAUUUUAUAUUUAUCAUUAUUAUCAAUGUAUUUACAUGUUCAACAUAUUCAUUAGCUCAACAAUCGAAUACAUAACUAUACACAAUUGUUAUUUAAUUUAACUGUUCUUAUUUAGGAUAGAAUCGCAACCAAAUAGUUCCUCAUGUCAAUGUCAUAACAUAAAUAUAAUUAAUCUCAGGUGCUAAAAUAUUAUUUACCGGCUAAUUAGCAUAUAAUUAAGUGAUAGUUUUUAAAAAAUUUAUCAAAAAUGAAUGAGAGACGUUUAACAAUUAAAGUGAUUAUAGAUUUUAUUGUUUUAAUGUUAGUUGGUUUUCCGAUAUUAUUCUUAUACUUAUUUGCCAAACCUUACAAGCGGGGAUUCUUUUGCGACGAUGAAACGAUACGACAUCCUCUUAAAGAAUCAACAGUGCCAAAUUAUCUUUUAUACAUACUGGGCUUGGGAUUACCCGUCUGUGCGAUGAUAGUUACUGAAUUUAUAUUACAAAAAGAACCAUCAUCGCAACAAACUCGAACCGUAUUUGGUUUUUCAAUAUCUCCAUGGAUUUGGAACGCAUAUUGUGCAGUUGGUGUCUUUGGUUUUGGUGCUGCUAGUUCUCAGCUUAUAACUGAUAUUGGAAAAUAUACAAUUGGACGUUUACGACCUCAUUUUUAUGAAGCAUGUCUUCCAGAUAUUAAUUGCAAUUUAACUGAGAAUUUACAUAAAUAUUUUGUUAAUUUUGAAUGUAAGCGAAGUAGCGCAAAAGAUAUGAGGUUAUCGUUUCCGUCUGGUCAUUCAUCUCAUAUGAUGUACACAAUGGUAUACUUAACUCUUUAUCUACAAGCAAGAUUUAUAUGGAGAGGAUCCAAAUUAUUAAAACAUUUAUUACAAUUUGGAUGUUUAUCACUUGGAAUUUUUACAUGCCUAACACGUGUCUCUGAUUACAAACAUCAUCCAACUGAUGUCUUAGCUGGUGCACUUGUAGGAACAACGACUGCCUUAGUAGUGGCAACAUUUAUUUCGGAUUUAUUUCAAUCGAAAAGGCAGUACAAAAGUACAAAAACUUACAACACAGAUACGGAAAUGGGUACUUCAAAUGGUAACAAACGAACGGUUAUUGAUUAAACAUAGUUUUACAUUUUGAAAUAUAAGAUAUUUUUUCUCCGUAGCCGAUUGAGUCGACAAUCAUCAAAAAUUGACUGAUUUGCAUGCUUAAAUCGAAAUGUAUUUGAUUCGUAGUAUUACCAAUAACUAUGUAUUUGUUUUAUAAAAUUUACAUUAGCUAGCUAUAUAGAUACUUUUUCUUGAAGGAUCCAAUUUGGCUCCAAAUUCGGAAAAUUAUCAUCAACACCAAGAUUUCUAUAUUAUUAAUUUAUUUACCCCCUAGUAAAAAACUCAAUAAAUUAAUGGAAUAACUGAGUUUCCGAUUCAUUUAAAUAGGAAAUUUAUUUUAGUAACAACAAUGUACAGAUGUUGAGAUUUAAAGUAUACUGUUUUACAAGUUUAGAAUAAUUUAUAAAAUCUCGACCUGCCACGCCAAAGGAUUGGCGGUAAUGGUAAAUUCGACGAUUUACUGAAAACUAUGGAUAUUAUCCUCUCGUAGGAAACAGUGUUUUUUAUGGUUAGCUAUUGAUUAAUUAUGUAUUUUGAUCGAAUU
This is a messenger RNA of Chrysoperla carnea, 1685 nucleotides long. Its product is annotated as putative phosphatidate phosphatase. Bases 299 to 1153 code for a protein of 284 amino acids. Gene Ontology annotation, molecular function: phosphatidate phosphatase activity. Gene Ontology annotation, biological process: phospholipid dephosphorylation; signal transduction; phospholipid metabolic process. The record is from RefSeq and is a predicted model, not a curated record. Lineage: Eukaryota; Metazoa; Arthropoda; Insecta; Neuroptera; Chrysopidae. The transcript has 6 exons.